Messenger RNA from Bipolaris maydis ATCC 48331, 1213 nucleotides. Its product is annotated as AMMECR1 domain-containing protein. Lineage: Eukaryota; Fungi; Ascomycota; Dothideomycetes; Pleosporales; Pleosporaceae. The record is from RefSeq and is a predicted model, not a curated record.
CCGAUAAUACGCUCCUCACGCUCUUGCACGUCUCGCCGCAGAGGUAGGUCAGCCGAGUCCGUUCCGGUUCCCGGUCUGGUUGCACAGCCCUCUCGCAGCCCGAUUAGCCAGCACCCGCCUCGUACCUUGGGAUCUCGUCAUCAUACCUUGUUUCUUUCUGUCGCAAAUAAAAUUGCAGCCUGUUCAUUCUCUCACUUUUGCUAUUGUUCUCUUCCAAAUCACCUACCUCUUAUUCCUACGCCCGAUCUUCCGUCACGCCUUGCAAACAACAUACACCAUGGCAACUCAAGCCCACUGCGCAUACUGCUUUGAAAGCCUGGUUGCGAGCCUCGAGAAGCGGCCCGCUCUGAGCCUGGCGCAAACCGAAAUCAUGUGGAGAAGAUCAAACGCUGGGAUGGAAGAUGAGCCCGUUGAAGCAGCAGGCGCAUCGUUGAAGCCCGCUGCUAUAUCACGUAUCCUGGCCUCGCCAUCUUCAUCAAGCAGCUCCUCAAGCCUGCCGAGUGCGAGUUCUACGCCUAGUGGAGCUAGCAGCAGUGAAACAAACAGCAGCAUGACAAGCCAAAACAGCAGCACAACCAACCUAGAUGAUAAGGCGACAAGACAAGAGCAAGACUCAGACUAUGACGAGGAAGAAGAAGAAGAAGAACACCCUCUGUUCGUAACCUGGAACACCAUCUCGCCAGGAAGCCACGAAAGACGACUUCGCGGCUGCAUCGGCACUUUUGAGCCCCUCCCCCUCUCCACAGGCCUCUCCUCAUACGCCCUCACCUCUGCCUUUGACGACACACGCUUCCCACCCAUCAACAAGCAGGAACUCGCAUCCCUUGAGUGCGCAGUCACACUCCUCACGCACUUUGAGCCCGUUGACGACCCCAUGGACUGGGAGGUCGGCGUCCACGGUCUGCGCAUCAGUUUCACGGACAAGGGCCGCCGCUACGGCAGCACGUACUUGCCUGAUGUGGCGCGCGAGCAAGGGUGGACCAAGGAAGAAACGAUUGUUAGCCUGAUGCGCAAGGCGGGAUGGGGGGGCCGCAAGAGCGAGUGGAGGGCUGUCAAGAUCAAGGUCGUGAGGUAUCAAGGGAAGAAGGUUAGUCUUGCGUGGGAUGAGUGGAAGGCAUGGCGGGAUGAGGUCGAUGAGCAGAUGAAAUAUGCUCAUUGAUUGCGAUAACGAGGUUAGAGAGUUUAAUGCAGAGUAGUAUUUGGCUUCAUGAAC